AGAGGGGGCUGGCUGUAAACAGGAACUUGUGCAGAGACUGGGCUGCCUUCUUCAUUCCCUCCAAGCCCAGAUCUCUCUGCAUUCCUCCCAUGCAGCUGAGACCUCCCUGCUUUCCAGCGUCCGAGCUGAGGUCACGCUGCCUUCUCUUGGACCCUCGAUCUCUGCCUUCAGGACCCCAACUCUGUGAGUGCAGGUCCCAGCCUUCCCAGCUCAGCCUGCAGAGGACCAAGGCCUGACCCAAGCAGAGAACCUGGAGCCAGAGGGAAGGACCACUGGGAGCUGCAGAUCCCAGCCCAGCUGGAGGAUGGAGAGUGCCUGCUAACUGCAAACCACAAGCUUCUGUUUUCCAGUCUUUCUUCAAGCUGUAGGCUCCUUUGAAGUAAUACUUUUGGUUGCAAAACUCAUCAGCUGCAGAGCAAGGACUUCUGGUUGAUGGACACAGGAUGAAUCUGGGUCACAAAAAACUGGGAGGAGAAUGGGUGACAUUCAAGGAUGUGGCUGUGGACUUCACCCCAGAGGAGUGGGGCCUCUUGGACCAUCCUCAGAAGGAGCUCUAUAAGGAGGUCAUGCUGGAGAAUGCCCAGAACCUGCUGUCCCUGGGUCUGCCAGUUCCCAGAGAAGAUCUCCUCUGUUAUUUGGAGGAAAGGGAAGCACCAUGGCUACUGCACCAAGAAGGCCUGAGGAGCUUUUGUCCAGAAGGAGAUAUUACAUAUAAAAUGAAAGAGACUACUGCCAAGCUAAAUAUUUCUGUGAAAGAAAUUCAUGAGGAAAGUUUCAUAAGGGAUGGUCCUCAUGAUUUUGCUGGGAGACAAAUCUGUGCUGUACUUCACAGAAUCCACACAGAAGAGAAACCUUAUGAUUGUCAUCAUUGUGGGAAGGAUCUAAGUCGCCUGUCAUCCCUUAUUUACCAUCAAAAAAUUAAUACUGGAGAGAAAACACAUGAGUGUCAUGAAUGUGGUAAUGCUUUUAAUAAAGACUCAUCCUUCAUGAUACAUCACAGCACUCACACUGACAGGAAACUUUAUGAAUGUAAUUUGGGUGGAAAGGCUUGGAGAGGCAGCUCUAGUCUUGCUGCACAUCAGAAAAUUCACAGUGCAAAGAAUCCUUACGAUUGUGAUCAGUGUGGAAAGGCUUUCAAGCAGAAGUCCAGUCUUUCUGUACAUCAAAGAAUCCACACUGGAGAGAAGCCUUAUGAAUGUAAUCAAUGUGGAAAGGCUUUCAGAAUGAAAUCUAAACUUGCUAUACAUCAAAGAAUCCACACUGGAGAGAAACCUUAUGAAUGUAAUCAAUGUGGAAAGGCUUUCACACAUAAGUCAAGUUUUUCUAUACAUCAGAGAAUCCACACUGGAGAGAAACCUUAUGACUGCAAUCAGUGUGGAAAGGCUUUUCGAUAUACCUCUUAUCUUGCUGUACAUCAGAGAGUCCACACAGGAGAGAAACCUUAUGAAUGUGAUCAAUGUGGAAAGGCUUUCACACAGAGGAUCAGUCUUACUGUGCAUCAGAGAAUCCACACUGGAGAGAAACCUUAUAAGUGUCAUCAGUGUGGAAAGGCUUUCACAAUGAAGUCUAAACUUGUUAUACAUCAGAGAAUCCACACUGGAGAGAAACCUUAUGAAUGUGAUCAGUGUGGAAAGGCUUUUAGAGGAAGCUAUGAUCUUUCUAUGCAUCAGAGAAUCCACACUGGAGAGAAACCUUAUGGCUGUAAUCAGUGUGGAAAGGCUUUUCGAUAUUCCUCUCAUCUUGCUGAACAUCAGAGUGUCCACACAGGAGAGAAACCUUAUAAAUGUGAUCAAUGUGGAAAGGCUUUCUCACGGAGGACCAGUCUUACUUCACAUCAGAGAAUCCACACUGGAGAGAAACCUUAUAAAUGUGAUCAGUGUGGAAAGGCUUUCCCACAGAGGGGCAGUCUUACUUCACAUCAGAGAAUCCACACUGGAGAGAAACCUUAUGAAUGUGAUCAGUGUGGACAGACUUUUAAACAAUGCUCAAUUCUUCUUAAACAUCAGAGAAUCCACAGUCAGAGAAACCUUAUGAUUGUCAUCAUUGUGGGAAAGACUUGAGUCAACAGUCCUCCCUUAUUUACCAUCAAAAAAAAUCAUACUGGAAAGAAAACAUGAGUGUCAUGAAUGUCAUAAAGCUUUAUUGAACCUCAUCCUUCUGGGCGUCCCUAAAGCCUGGACACAUAGGAAAAUUGACAGCAAUAUGGAGUUAUUGCAUUGUAUUCACGUGAAUCUUGCAAAGCUCAUUAACCUUCACAUCACACAUGAUGGAAAUCAUAUCGAUGAUGUUAUUUGUUAAUAUUCCAAUUAAAUAAAAUGUGGUUGAAAAUUUC
Molecule: messenger RNA, 2332 nt
Organism: Trichosurus vulpecula (common brushtail)
Lineage: Eukaryota; Metazoa; Chordata; Mammalia; Diprotodontia; Phalangeridae
Product: zinc finger protein OZF-like
Exons: 6
Coding region: 444-2060 (538 amino acids)
Biological process (GO): regulation of DNA-templated transcription
Source: RefSeq, a predicted model, not a curated record